UUCCUCUCUUUGCCUUGCAGACAAAUAGCACACAGCAAUCAACCGUCGUCUUCUUCCUCGACGCCUCAUAGGCUCAUAGGGUUCUCCAAAUUCUAAAUCGUUGCAAGCGAAACCACCAAAACUGUACUCACAACCCUCGUCUGCGCUGCGCCACCACUCCCCCGUGGCGGCUUGUAGUUGUAGAAGUUCCCGGAACCAGACAACCCCUAGGCGCUGAGUUUUCUGAUAGCGGCUUCGGAUAUCUCGUCGUGGGCGGCCAUGGCGGGCCCGUGCUGAGUGCGGGGCGGGAGCAGGUGAAGGUCUCCGAGCUCGAGAUCUCGAUGCAGAUUCGGGAGGGCCCGGCGCGGCGGCAGGCGCCGUCCGCCGCUGGGGCGCUGCGGUCGCCCAUGUCCGCCAUGAUGCUCGCUAUGUUCGCUACUAUGGCCUCCUUCUACGUCGCCGGUCGAUUGUGGCAGGAUGCUCAGAACCGACUUCAUCUCAUUAAGGAGCUCGACAGACGAACAGGCCAGGGGCAAUCAGCAAUAUCUGUGGAUGAUACCUUGAAGGUUGUUGCAUGCAGGCAGCAAGGGAAGCGGUUGGCAUCACUUGAGAUGGAGCUGGCUGCAGCAAAGCAUAAAGGUUUUGUUGGCAAAUAUACUCCUGAGACAAAUGGAACUCAUUCUGGGAAAAAGCCACUGAUUGUUAUUGGAAUAAUGAGUAGCUUUGGGAGGAAAAACUACCGUGAUGCUGUCAGGAAAUCAUGGCUUCCAACAGGUUCAAUGCUGAAGAAACUAGAAGAAGAAAAAGGCAUUGUAGUACGUUUUGUUGUUGGAAGAAGUGCAAAUCGAGGUGAUACUUUCGAUAGGGAGAUUGAUGACGAAAAUAGGAGCACCAAGGAUUUCUUGAUAUUGGAUGAUCAUAUAGAAUCUGAUGAAGAGCUUCCUAAGAAGACAAAAAGUUUCUUUGCUAAUGCAGCAGAAACAUUCAAUGCUGCAUUUUAUGCUAAGGUCAAUGAUGAUAUAUACAUAAAUGUCGAUACUUUGAGUGCAAUGCUCGAAACUCACUGGGACAGGCCUCGUGUCUAUAUAGGUUGCAUGAAAUCGGGCGAGGUUUUCUCUGACUUAACCCACAAGUGGUACGAAUCAGACUGGUGGAAAUUUGGUGAUGGGAAAUCGUACUUUCGACACGCUUCUGGUGAAAUGUUUGUCAUAUCCAGGGCCAUAGCUCAGUUCAUUUCUAUAAACAAGUCCGCUCUCCGGACAUAUGCCCAUGAUGAUGUUAGUGUUGGAUCGUGGAUGAUUGGCCUUGCCGUGAAUCAUGUAAAUGAAGCAAAACUGUGCUGUUCAUCGUGGCCCUCAGGUCCUGGGUUCGAGCCCCAGCCUCUGCAUAUUAUGCGGGUAUGGCUUGGCGCUUAAAGAUACUCUUCCCCAGACCCCGCACAGUGCGGGAAGCCUAUGGCACUGGGUACGCCCUUUUAUAUGUUUACGUUAUUCUAAUGAUCUAUUUUUCUUACUGGUCAAAUCUGAAUCUUGAUGAUUGCUUCCAUGUGAUUAGUCCCUCUGUUUGCAUACUUUGUCAGAUCCUUGAUUGUCUUGAUUUUUAAUCCUGUAUUUGGACAACCUUGCGAGUACUGAAACUUCAAGGAUGAGAGAAGUAGCAGAUACACAUGAACAAGAAAUGUGUAAUUUCCUUGUUCAGUGUAGAAGUAAAACAGGGGAUGGAGCUAGGGAGCAUAUCCAAUGAAAACUACUCCCUCCAUUCCACUAAGACGUUUUGGCAUUUCUAGAUACAUAGGCCAUGUUUAGAACCGCUUAGGCUAUCUCCAGCAGUCUUACCUAUACCAUCUCCUAUUUCAAACUCCACUCUGUGAAAAAAUGUUGUUUGUAGUGCAUAACAGUGUUUUGCAUGGUCAUAUAUACGGCUUGUUGAGCACAGUCUUAUAGGACAAGCGAUUAUAAUCUGAUCAUGAUUUUCUAAUAAGUUGUGGUCCAAAAAAUCUAAGCAUGAAAAAUCAGGGUGUUCGGCAAUCUUCAUUAUCAUAGCAAUUUUGAGUGUAAAAGGACUUUUAUGUGAUUCUUCCUCACCAGCCCGUCACCACCUGCUCACGACCAGCCUGCUGCUGCCGCCGCAGAGAGGACGAGCGGAUGCUGGCUCCGCUGCUCCCCUGCACCAGACCGCCACUGUUGCCUCUGCAGAGAGAUGAGCGGAUGGGAUCAGAGGGAAGUGGCGUGCCUGGAGGAAUGUGGCGGCGGCUGAGAUCCGCCCGAUGGCGCUGGAUCUGGGGGACAGAGGGGUGGUGGUGGUGGAGGGAGGGAUGGUGGUACACUUGUACAGUACAGGACCGGCACCGGUGGAGGAGGACGACUUGAGGGGUGAGUGCUCGAGAAGGGGCAGGGGCAAGCAGGGAGACACAAGGAACAAUCGCAAAGCGCAGCCUGAGGCUAUCCGCACUCAUACUACUCUAAAUUUGUACUCUAAAAGAAAUAUUCUAUCCUCGUCAGCAAGAUUCUUUACUCUAUACCACAAUCCUCCGCAGUCAUGUUUACUCUAUAUCUCAACUCUAUACCAACUACCACAUAUUAUAUCAUUUCUUUUCAAAUACCAACUCACGUCUACAGUGGCCCUGCGAUCCGAACCACAGCGGGACCAACGAUCCGCUGCCACCGUGGAUGUGAGAGAGAAGAUGGAGUCCAAACGCCAAGUCUCUAGGAAUAGAGUUCGAAGGUGCGUCGGGCUUGAUGCAGUUUAGGAUAGAGUUCACCGCUGCAGCUGUUUUCGAACUCCAAAAUGCCACCAAGGCGGUAGAGUUCAGCGUGGAGUUCGUCAGUGCGGAUAGCCUGAGCUCCGCGUUUUGAACCGCCAUUGCGGGAGAGAAUCCAACGCGGACGCGCGGUCGUGAUGAGUGUGUGGUUGCCUGGUGUUUCUAGCUUAUUUGGCACAACCGAAUGGCUGCAGAAACAAACAGGACGAUAGAUUUUGCUAUGUAUCUAGAUAUACACUUAUGUCUAGGUAGAUACAUAGUAAAAUAAUGCAUCUAGAAAAUCCAAAACGCCUUAUGAUUUCGAAUGGAGCCAUGGAGGGGGGUAGGUAUGUUCAACUUAACUAGUUAUCUUGCAGUUGCUACAACUGCAAAUGACCUAUGAAUACUAAAGCUAAAGCAUGUCCUUCAGCAUGUAUUCUGGAAUACGAAUUUCAGAAAUGAACCUGCUAGAGUUAGCAGUUUAUGAUCAGCGGAUAUUUAUUGUCUCAUUUGUAACAAGUUAACCCAAAAUUUAGGUUCAGUUUUCCUUAGACCUUUGACUACAAACCAUAGCAGGCUUCCCUAGUUAUGGUUUGCUUAUGUUUGGGACAGAAGGCAAGGGUUUCAUGGUUCAGCGGAAAAUAGAAUGGAUGCAAAUUAGCUUGUUUUGUAAAAAAAAACAGUUGGUUAUUUUCAUGUUUGCUUAUGUUUUG
Zea mays is the source of this 3432-nucleotide messenger RNA. Its product is annotated as beta-1,3-galactosyltransferase sqv-2. The coding region runs from base 321 to 1394 and encodes 357 amino acids. Lineage: Eukaryota; Viridiplantae; Streptophyta; Magnoliopsida; Poales; Poaceae. The record is from RefSeq and is a predicted model, not a curated record. The transcript has 12 exons. Gene Ontology annotation, cellular component: Golgi membrane. Gene Ontology annotation, molecular function: galactosyltransferase activity.